Carassius gibelio (silver crucian carp) is the source of this 892-nucleotide messenger RNA. Its product is annotated as cytochrome c oxidase assembly factor 1 homolog. Gene Ontology annotation, cellular component: mitochondrial inner membrane. Gene Ontology annotation, biological process: mitochondrial respiratory chain complex IV assembly; mitochondrial respiratory chain complex I assembly. The coding region runs from base 269 to 673 and encodes 134 amino acids. NCBI's taxonomy places the organism in Eukaryota, Metazoa, Chordata, Actinopteri, Cypriniformes, Cyprinidae. The record is from RefSeq and is a predicted model, not a curated record. The transcript has 5 exons.
UUGACCUAACAUUAAUACUUUACAUUGAUGUCUUUAUCGUUUAUAUGAAUAAACCAUAAAUAGAAUAAACCGCUGCGUGAAUGUUUACAAUGCGUUUCAUCGGAUUAUAUUUCUUGAUGUUUGAAUAAAGUUUUUCGAAAUAAAACGAACAUGGCCGCUUCCGUAGUACGCUGCUUUUAGUGACUUAAAAACAAAGUCCCUUUAGGCUUUGCUUAUAAAAUACAUAAUAGAUGUGACGCAUUAGAGGUCUGCCCCGUCUGAAGUGAGGAUGAGUCGCUCCACCAGCCUCCUGCAGCAGAUGACUAUAUUCAUGACCGUAGUGACCGGCGGCGGCUGCGCGAUGAUGUAUUACCUCAUGCAGAAAAAUUUUGCAAAAGCAGAGUAUUACCGUCUGGCCCUUGAACAGCUGAAGAAUAACUCCACAGCCAUGGCCAGUCUGGGUGCUCCUCCGCUAAAGAUACACAACAUCCAUUUAACUGACCGACACAACCGUAUUGACCACAGCAGCGCUCAGCUCAAGAUCCCAGUUACCGGGUCAAAGACCGGAGGUUAUCUCUACACAGCUUCCACCAGAGACGCACUCUUGAACAGAUGGGACCUCCAGCAAGUGUUUCUGACGCUGAGGGAAGGUGAGACCAUCAAGAUUUUCAGCAAGACAGAAUAUGAAGAGUAACUUCACACAGACAAUAAACGCCAGUGGAGCAUUGUAUGAUUUUGGAGCAAAAGAUGAUUGACAGCCUGUUUUUGUUUUUAAUCAAUGUGAUACUUGCAUUUACAUAUAUUAGUCUAAUUUAAAUGUUAAUAUAUCUUUGUUUGGGAUGUAUGGAAGCUGGGUUGUUGUACAACCUGUUUCAUGUGCUUCAUGUGCUUCAUUAAAGAGAGAUGAAAUAUC